AUGGAGAUAGUAGAUUUAAUAACCUCAUAUUUACCUUAUGCACUAUAUUUGAUAGGUUUUUUAGUAGUAUUUUCAAUUACAAAGAGAGGAUUUAAUCUGAUUCAAUCUUUUUGGGUUCAAUCUAACCCUAAUUAAUGGCUACUAGUUAUCUAAAACGGAAAGCUUGUUAAGGCUGGAGUAGGUCUAAAAUGUUUUGUAUUGCCAAACUAAACUUAUGUAACAUUCCCAAGUAAAAUUGAAAAGGUUUCAUUUAAUGCCAACAAUGUCACUAAGGAAAUGCAAGGUUUAGAAGUUUCUGGUUUUGCUAUUUGGUCUGUCAACAGAGAAUCUGAUGGUCCUUUUAAGUGCUACAAAUAUACCCAAGGAAGCAAUGCUAAUGAAAACGUUAAAAUCAUGUGUGAAAGUAUUGUUAGACACUAGAUUGCAAACCAUGCUCUUCAAGAGGUACUAACAAACCGUAAUAUGCUCAGAGACAGCAUGAAAGUAGACCUCUAGAAGCAACUUUCUGGAUGGGGUAUUUGGCUAGAAACUGUUGAAAUUACUGAUGUGAAGAUUUGCUCUAAGAGCUUGUUCGAAGAUUUGUAAGCAGAAUUCCGUUAAGAAGCUCGUUUGAAAGCUGAGGCUAUUAGAGUCGAGACAAAUAACAAAGUAGAAAAGAACAGGCUAGAGUCAGAUCUCUUACUUGCUAAAAGCAGAGCUGAUACAGAAACUGAAAGAAGCAAAUAUCAAGGAGAAGAAUCUAUUAAACGUUAAACUUAGCAAGCAAUCAUUUAGCAAAAAGAAUAAUCAUUAGAACUAUAAAGAAUCAAACAAGAAUAGGAAUUGUAGAUAGCAAGAAUUCAAAAAGAUUCAGCAGUAUAGCUAGAAAAGAAGAAGAAAGAGCAAGAGUAAGAAAGAUUAGAGAAAGAAUUUGCUUUAGAAAUGUUUAAGAAAACAGUAGAAGCAGAAAAGAACUUAGACGGUGCUGCCUUGCAAAAAUAUAUUGUAGAUUCUACAGAGAGAAUUUACCAAAGACUCCCUCUUAAAGAAAUCAGUGUCAAUUCUUAUAUAGGACCUGAAGGAGUUAGCAAUAUUUCUGCAUUGCUACCAGCCAUUAGUAUGGUGAAUAACUUACAAAAGAAAUGA
This is a messenger RNA of Tetrahymena thermophila SB210, 1125 nucleotides long. RefSeq names its product SPFH domain/band 7 family protein. Lineage: Eukaryota; Ciliophora; Oligohymenophorea; Hymenostomatida; Tetrahymenidae. The record is from RefSeq and is a predicted model, not a curated record. The transcript has a single exon.